Messenger RNA from Didymodactylos carnosus, 543 nucleotides. NCBI's taxonomy places the organism in Eukaryota, Metazoa, Rotifera, Eurotatoria, Philodinida, Philodinidae. The record is from the annotation of a GenBank genome assembly.
AUGGAUGACGAGAUAGAAGCAUUUUAUGUACCAGGUUUAUUACUUGGCUGCUAUGUCAUUGAUGCAAUUCUUCAGUCAACUCUUGAAUGUUUUUAUAAUGAAACAUGUAUCACUGAAAUUCUGUCAUAUUAUGAUGAUACUCCAUCAAUGAAUGUAACACCUCUUAAUUCAUCAUUACCAAGUCAAUAUUUUGUCAAUUCAACAAUACAAGAUCUUGUCAAUAAUUUAAUGAUAGAACAAUGGAACAUAUCAACUACAUACGAGAACUAUUAUAAUCAAUGCCAACCAAUAGAAUGCACAUAUACUUAUGAAAGAAAAAAUGGUGUGAUUUAUAUAAUCACUGCACUGUUUGGAUUGAUGGGUGGUUUAAUAACAAUUUUGAAACUGAUCGUGCCGACAUUAGUCAAGUUCAUAAACAAAAUAAGAAGAAAAAUACAAGGAAUAGAACAGGGUAAGAUGGUAGUGUCUGCGUUUUAUUUGCCAAAAAUUUAUUUAUCAUCGAUCAGUGUCGUGAAAAAAGUAAAAAUUGAAGAAAUAUUUUGA